Stegodyphus dumicola is the source of this 492-nucleotide messenger RNA. RefSeq lists its product as uncharacterized. Gene Ontology annotation, cellular component: cytosol. The record is from RefSeq and is a predicted model, not a curated record. Gene Ontology annotation, molecular function: ribonucleoside-diphosphate reductase activity, thioredoxin disulfide as acceptor. Gene Ontology annotation, biological process: deoxyribonucleotide biosynthetic process. Lineage: Eukaryota; Metazoa; Arthropoda; Arachnida; Araneae; Eresidae.
AUGCAAGAUAAUGUAUUUUUAGGAGGAUUGAUGCCCAAGCGAGUCAUUAUUACUUGUGUAGAAAAUGCUGCAAUGAAUGGACAAUAUUCAAUGAAUCCUUUUCUGUUUGCUGUUUGCCAUCAUCAUCAUGUCAACUUUAUAUCGAUUUAUGUAGAUGGACAACCCGUUCCAUGUAAACCAAUGGACCUUGAUUUCGAAUCUAAUCAUUAUGUGCGUGCUUACCACAGUUUAUUUUCUGGAUUUAAUCGCGACAAAGGCAUCUAUUUAUCUCGAGAAGAAUUUGUGAAAGGACAUGUGUUAUAUGCUUUCGAUUUAACUCCAGAUAUGUGUGAUGGAUCUCAUUUUAACUUACAGCAUCAAGGCAAUUUGCGAGUAGAAAUUAAAUUUGCUAAAGCUCUCUCUGUGACUCUCUCGGUGCUAGUCUAUGCAGAAUUUCAAAACGUGAUUGAAAUAACAAAAUCUCGUCAUGUACUAUGCGAUUUUGCUAAUUAA